AUGUGUGCGAUUCUUUGGGUCAUUUGCGCGCUGGGGGCAGCGUCAACCGUGUCGUCGAAUUCGCUCCGCACCGCCGAUGGGGCCGUGGCAUCGGACGUCGUCGCCGAUGGGGCGUCGACGUUCCUGAUCAUGGCGGACUGGGGCGGCCAGGACGCGGCGCCCUUUUACACGCCCGCGGAGAAGAAGGUGGCGGCGAGCAUGGGCAGCAUGGGCGCGAACGCCUCCUUUGCCCUGGCCAUCGGGGACAACUUCUACUACUCCGGCGUGGCAGACGUCGGCAGCGCGCGCUUCAAGGCGACCUUCGAGGACGUCUUCGACGACCCGAGCCUCGCGGCGCCGAAGUUCUUCAAGGUCGUCGCCGGCAACCACGACCACGUCGGCAACGUCAGCGCGCAGCUGGCCUACGCGGCGCCGGACGCGUCGCGCUGGCACUUCCCGGCGCUCUACCACGCCUUCGUCGAGACGGCGGCCGACGGGACGACGCUGGAAGUGGUGAUGAUCGACACGGUCGAGCUCGCGGGCGACUCGGGCGACGACCUCGCCGGCUGGCAACUGCCGGGCCCGGCGUCCCGGCUCCGCUCGGAGGCCCAGUGGGCCUGGAUCGACGCGACGCUCGCGGCCUCCACCGCCUCCUACCUGAUCGUCGCGGGCCACUACCCCAUCCUGUCCGUCUGCGAGCACGGGCCGACGACGCAGCUGAUCGACCGCCUCGCGCCCCUCAUGGCCGCGGCGAACGCGUCGGCCUACCUCGCGGGCCACGACCACUGCGCCGAGUACCUCGAGCACUACGGCUUCGCGCACCACGGCGUCGGCGCCGCGCACCUCUACGACGCGUCCACGGCCCACGCGGCGGCCGUGCCGUCCGCGUCGCUCAAGUGGCACUACCUGCCGGGCGACGCGCCGUCGACGAAGGACGACGCGUCCCGGGGGGCCUUCGCCGCCGCGACGUGGGACGGCGCGAGCCUCCGCGUGGUCCACUACGACCAGGACGGCGCGGAGAUCUUCGCCGCGCCGCCAGUGCCGCCCCGGGGCUCCUAG
Aureococcus anophagefferens is the source of this 1038-nucleotide messenger RNA. RefSeq lists its product as hypothetical. Gene Ontology annotation, molecular function: ferric iron binding; ferrous iron binding; acid phosphatase activity. The transcript has 2 exons. The record is from RefSeq and is a predicted model, not a curated record. The coding region runs from base 1 to 1038 and encodes 345 amino acids. Lineage: Eukaryota; Pelagophyceae; Pelagomonadales; Pelagomonadaceae.